Molecule: messenger RNA, 1164 nt
Organism: Hyaloperonospora brassicae
Lineage: Eukaryota; Oomycota; Peronosporomycetes; Peronosporales; Peronosporaceae
Source: the annotation of a GenBank genome assembly
AUGGCGUCCGCAGCCGCCAACCGCCCCGUCGUGUCCGUGCUCUCGGUCGAGGGCGAGCGCCCGACAGUCACCGCGCAGAUCGCGCUCCCCGCCGUGUUCACGGCGCCCAUCCGCCCCGACGUCGUCACCUUUGUGCACACGAACAUGGCCAAGAACCGCCGCCAGGCGUACGGCGUCUCGCGCGAAGCGGGGCACCAGCACUCGGCCGAGUCGUGGGGCACGGGGCGCGCCGUGUCGCGCAUCCCGCGUAUCCAGGGCGGCGGCAACCAGAGCUCGGGUCAGGCCGCGUUCGGCAACAUGUGCCGCGGCGGCCGCAUGUUUGCGCCCACGCGCAUCUGGCGCAAGUGGCACCGCAAGAUCAAUGUGAACCAGCGGCGCUACGCCGUGGCGUCGGCCCUUGCGGCGUCGGCCGUGCCGGCGCUCGUGAUGGCGCGUGGCCACCGCGUUGAAAAGGUGCCGGAGAUUCCGCUCGUGCUGGACGACGCGGUCGAGUCGGUCGAGAAGACUGCGCAGGCGCUCAAGGUCUUGGCCAAGAUUGGCGCCGACGUGGAGGUCGAGAAGGUCAAAGCCUCGAAGAAGAUCACGACGGGGCGCGGCAAGUCGCGCAAUCGCCGCUACACGAUGCGGCGCGGUCCGUUGAUUGUGUUUGCCACGGCCAACGGCGUGGAGAAGGCGUUCCGCAACAUCCCGGGCGUCGAACUCGUGAACGUCGAGCGCCUGAACCUGCUCCAGCUCGCGCCGGGGGGCCACCUCGGCCGCUUUGUGAUCUGGACCAAGUCGGCGUUCCAGAAGCUGGACGGCCUCUACGGCACGUACGCGAAGAAGUCGACGUCGAAGACUGGCUACCAGCUCCCGCGGCACCAGAUGAACAAUGCCAACUUGGGCCGUCUGAUCAACUCGGACGAGAUCCAGUCGGUCGUGCGCGCGGGUACGUACGCGAAGCACCGCCGCUUUCAGAAGAAGAACCCGCUGAAGAACUUGGGCGCGAUGGUCAAGCUCAACCCGUACACGCUCGUGGCGCGUCGUGCGGAGCUACGUGCGGAGGCCCUUCGAGCGGAGAAGAAGGCGGCGGCGGCGGGUCAGAAGCGCAAGAACUCGUGCAAGACGGACCCGAAGCGCAAGGCGCAGUCGCGUGCUCUGUUUAUCAAGAACUCGCUGGAUUAG